UUGUUAAAAUAAUUUAAAAAAAUAAUAAUAAAGGAAUGAAAUGAAGCAUGUGUAACACAUCAGGGUUGCCUUUUUUUUCUUCCCAACCAGGAAGUGGGGAACUGGAAUCAGUAAACCAGUAACCAGUUUAACGCGCGCAGUCCUUUCAUCCACAUCGUGUGUGCUUCCUUAUACAGUCUUCGGUAUUAUUAAUUCUUAUAUUAGGAAUUUUUCCACUGGAAGUUUGAAAAAAAUAUAACUUACCGACUUUAUGAUGAUAAAAAAAAUAAAUUUUCUAAUAUUACUUUUUAAAAGUAAGUUUUGAGUGAUAUAAUAUUAGUGAGUUUUAUUUAAAUUAAGUGCACAAUGACGUUCAGGUGGAUCCAGGUGAUACAAUUGGUGCUGGUGACUUCAGUUUUUGCCUUUGAGACAAGUGAAGAAUACUUACGCAAAGCGAUGCAUGAGCUUCAAGGAAUACAGGCUCCGCUCUAUACUAAUUACCCCUUUUUUGCGGGGAAAAGGUACUCAAGGACUGCUAAUAUCUUGCAAGUGCAACAGGAUACAAAGCCGGGGUACCCGCCUAAGAAAAGUGAGCCUGAAGUUAGUCAAUAUUAUUCUCAGAUGCCACUGCCUAUGCCGGUUGUAGUUUCGGACCAAACUAACAUGCCUGAAUUACCUCUCGGUUUCACUAAAAAUGAAUUAGCGAUGAUGUACAAUCAGGCACUGCAAUCCGGUAACGCGAUAAAUUUGCCGGGGUUGAAAAACUCAUUGGAGUCUGGACAAAUUCCUACUAUCGUUGGUAAUCAUCUUCAUAUUCCUGACAGUAGUCAGCAGCAACAGCAGUUUGCAUAUUAUUUUUAUCCGCUAAGAUCAUUCAUGGACACUCUUCAAAGUAAUAAUGGAUAUAAAACAAUAAAUGAUUUAACACCACAGCAGUCAGUUCAAGAAUCCCAAAAACAAAUCAUAAUAAACCCUUUGUUUAUGGCAAUAAGCAGCUUCGUCGGGAUGGCCUUAGUGUUUAUGUUUGGAGUGAUUGUUUUACCUAGAAUACUUGGAGAGUUCAGGUCUCGGGUAGUCCAUGAUGAGCUCCUGAAUCUCACAACAAAUGUCAACGCAGCUAUUGAUAAGUACGAGCUCACAACAACGAGGCCGAAGACACCAUUCGAAGAAGCUAUGGUGGGAAUCAAAACUAGACCGGUGCAACGCGUCAAGCGAAAAAAAAUUCAGCGUAAUAGGACUGUAAUAUAAAUAACAUGUAUGUUUACCUGAUUGAGGUUCAUACAUUUGACAUACAAAUAAUUAUUAUUUAUUUAUUAGAUAAAUUUUAGCUUAAUUUAUCGUGAUACUUAAAAUCAGCAGACAUACUCUAUCUUUAGAUACAUAAUU
Messenger RNA from Cotesia glomerata, 1365 nucleotides. RefSeq lists its product as uncharacterized. Lineage: Eukaryota; Metazoa; Arthropoda; Insecta; Hymenoptera; Braconidae. The coding region runs from base 346 to 1227 and encodes 293 amino acids. The transcript has 4 exons. The record is from RefSeq and is a predicted model, not a curated record.